ACAUAAAAAAAUGACAAAAAUAUCAGGAAAUAUUUUUUUUUAUUUAUUUAUUUUUUUUUUUAACUGGGAUCCACGCUGCAAAGGGAGGAAAAUACCCAACAAAUUCCAAUUGGUUUAAUAUGAUGUUAUAGUAUUUUAUUUUGUAUGAGUUUUCAAACUUUUAACUAAAGUGGUGGUGUAUGUGUAAUAUUAAACAAAAUUGUUGGUUAAGCCUAAUUUUUGUUUGGUUUUGUUUUUGUUUCUAUUAACCCUUUUCCAGAUCAUUUAAAGUUCGAUUCCGUAGUUGUCAGUCGAAUCUUUAGACAUUGCAUUUGCAUGUCCUAACAGAAUUUUUAAUUUUAAUUUAUAAUUCUAUUAAAAUCUAAUGCCACUUGCAAUUCCUAAAUGCUUCAAUUUGGUUUACGAAAUUUUACUUGAACGACAGUUAAAUAUGUAUUUUACCUAAAGAUGGAAGGAUGUCUAAUAGUUUAUUCAGCACUUUGUGUAUUAACUAUGAGUUUUAGUUUAGCAUUUGAUUGCAACCAGAUUCUAUCGGACACGGAAAUUAAAUUUUUAAACUGGGAAAAGCUAGAAGAGUGCAUAAUUGAAAUUGGAAGAAAUGCAGUUGAUAAAAAAUCAAGUGAACGUAUUUGGCAAUUAGUUAAAAAUGCAAAUGAUGGCAUAGAGAACAUUUCCCCUUUGGUCUACAAAAAUAUGGGUAAUCUCGUUACGGGCAUUCCAUUAGAAGACUUACGUAACAUCACAAUUAAUGUUGUUGAAAUUGUAAAAGCCUUUGGAUCCGUGCAAAAAGGUUUUACAGAUGAACAAAUGAAUCUGAUAGCACAAAAAGUUCGUUCCGAAUGGCCAAAUAAGAUUCCUCAAACAUAUUCAGAAUAUGAUUUGAAAUCAAUGGGUCAGAUUGUUUGUUAUCUUAAUCGAUCUGAUAUAGCUGCUAUUCAUGCAGUUGCUUUGAGAUUUGCAGUUGAAUGGAUUGGAAAUUUAGAAAACUGUCCCGCUGAUAGAAUGCAAGCUUUUGCAAAAUUAGCAGUACAACAUGAUGCAUUUGGUCCACCUGCUAGUUGGUCAACACUCGAUGUUAGCAUUAUGGGAAACAUUAUAAAAGGUCUCACACCUUCAGAGAUCGAUUCAAUUAGCAAAGAUAAAUUGCAAUUUAAUAAACAUUUUAGAGUUCACAAAAAUCGUCUCAACUCUACUGCGACGAUGAGUGAAAACGUAUGGAGAAGGAGAAAUAAAGCUGAUAAUAGUUCAAAUAAAGGUGAACCAAAUGAAGAGUCAAAUACAAUGUCAAACUGAAUUUAAUGACUAAAAAAUAAAGAUUCUUAAACUUUAUUUUAACAACAGUAUUAACUAUAUAUGAGUUCUUCUUUGAAAAUACAAAAAAUCUUAGCAAAUUAGUCUGGCCAAGGCGCCAGAGAAUUCACAACAAGGCCCAAUUGGUUACAUUUAUUGUAGCUGUAUCAAAAUUUGUAUCAAUUUUCAAAGUUUAUACUUUAACUACACUGUUGUGUAUACGUAACUUUUUCUUUAACAAAUUUCUGUCAGUUAAGAAUAACUUGGAACUGAUCUUUCGGACCAGUAACACAUUUACAUAUACCUACGGGCCUUCUUGACUGUUCAGGCCUAGGGCCACAAACGUAAUGGCUCUUAGUUUGGGUUAAUCAAAACUUUUUGAGGAUAUUGAA
This is a messenger RNA of Episyrphus balteatus (marmalade hoverfly), 1682 nucleotides long. RefSeq lists its product as uncharacterized. Gene Ontology annotation, cellular component: cell surface. The record is from RefSeq and is a predicted model, not a curated record. The transcript has 4 exons. Gene Ontology annotation, biological process: cell-matrix adhesion. Lineage: Eukaryota; Metazoa; Arthropoda; Insecta; Diptera; Syrphidae. Bases 448 to 1293 code for a protein of 281 amino acids.